GACCGGCUUUCGCAGUGAGCACACAUUAGGUCGCUCCCAGAGAGAUCCGACACUAGGAAGACGAAACGAAACAAAACGAGACGAGACGAGACGAAACGAAUACGGAACAACGUGGAAACGUCGAAACGGAACGUCCGUGUGUAAUCUACGUGUUUCAACAACGUUGUUGUUAAAAGACAAAAAGACCAUAAAGUAAACGUAAGCAGAAAGUUGUCAACACGUAAAACACUUAAUCGAUUAAAUCGGCUUUACAAUGCCCAAUUCGUUGCCAAUUCGACCUCUCCUGCUGAUCCUAUUGCUACCAGGAGCCGCCUGGAGCGGCUCUUGCCGUGAGGCGCAACUCUGUUGCAAUGGUCGCGACUCGUCGUGCGUGGUGCAAAAGGCACCCAUAAAUGCCAUCAUUGAGGAUCUGAGCGAUAAGCCAUGCUAUUGCGAUCAUGCCUGUCUCAAAUUGGGCGAUUGCUGUGACGACUUCAAGGAUCAUUGUGGAGUGCUGGACUGUCAGGUCAGUGAUUGGGGCGCCUGGAGCGAAUGCGACAAGAGCUGUGGCACCGGAAUGAUGACGCGCACGCGCCAAAUCCUUCAGGCGGCACAAAACGGUGGCAAACAUUGCCCAUCAUUGCUCCAAAAACGUGGAUGUCAGGGCUAUCGCUGUCACGGACAUCGCGAUAAGAAGAUUUUGCGCGAAAUGGCCCUAUUGCUGCCCGCUGCCCUCUCCCGCAAUCGUCAUGCCAAUGACAGCAGCGAUAUUCGCAGGAAUUUGCGCACGCGUUAUCACGACUCCUACAAGCACAAUCGAGAUCAUGAAUACUGUGUGGAAUUUGAGGUGAUUAAAGCAUCAAAAGCCUGCCACAAGUUGCCGCCGUAUAAUCUAAUGCUAGAAGGUGAUCGCAUAACCGUACGUUGUGAUCUGGAGGCUCUUAUACAGGACAGCACUGUUAGCUCCACCACAUCCAAGACAAAUGGCCCAUCCACCACAAUGGCCACAACAACAACUUUGGCACACAAGAGCCCCGAGAAUUUCAAUGAGGAUGAGAACUAUAAUAACAAUAACAAUAACAACAACAACAACAACAGCGAUGAUGAGGACAAUGAGGAGUUGGAUGAGGAAGACGAUGAAGAUGAUGCUCAAAAUAUGCUCGAUACGGGCAGCAACGAAAGCUACGAGUAUAGACAUCAGCGUCAGUUGCCAAUAUCACAUCAGCGUCAACGGUCGGCAACAUCGAAGCGUAGUGCCGCGGCCAUUCCAUUGGCAACAACAACAGCAACGCCGCCAAUAAGCUAUCAUUGCCGGGGCGAAGGUCUAUCCGGGCGUACGACGCGCUGGAGUGCUCUGGCAGCGCCAUCUUGUCGUGGCAAAUGGCUGCGCCUGACCGUUGGACCGCCCAAGAAAUGCAACCAUGCGCAAUUCAUAUUCGUCUAAGUCGAUGGAUCGAUGUAGAUCAUCACACACGAUGCACACGAUGUUGCACAGAGAAAAAUAGAAUUUCAACAAUUCCAGUUGUAAUUGUACUUUUUUUUUUUUAAUCCAAAAUAUAUGUAUGUGUAGUAUGGUAGGUUAUAUGAUGUAUGGAUAAGCAGCGGAUAAGCUAAGCGAUCUGACGCACGAGCUAAAAAUAGAGAGAAAGAGAGAGAGAGAGUCAAAGAGAAAGAGUAAUAGUUCGUGUCACGAAAUACAUAAUAUUUGGUCAGCAAUUCCUCACGUCUCAUCAUAUCAUGAGUAUCAUAUCGCUCUAGGCUCUUCUUCUUAUCGUCCACAAGGUCACGCAUUCAACCACCCGCCCACCUUCAAAUUUCACGCAAUCCAACCCGCCCACUUCCCCUCCCACUCUCCCACUCCCCUCCAGUACAUGUAUGUAAGUAAAUUUAAGAAUAGACAUCAAUGUGUGUUUCGAGUGUUUGUGGCUCUGUGUGUUUGUCUGUGUGUGUGUGUGUCUGUGUCCGUAUAUGUGUGCAUGCUUAUUUCCACCCCGCCCCCCUCUGCGCAAAUGAAUAAUUAUCGUUUAAUAAUGUGGUAAUACAGUGAUAACUCAUUGACAAGCAUGCAACGUUGUCAAUUUUCAAUAAACGCUGCGUUGCCAGUUUUCAAAUAAGUCGCUUCCAUGUUUUUUUUUUUUUGUUUUUGUCCUAACUUUUAAGAACAAUUUGCGGCUAAAAGUUAUACUAAAGUUGUAUAUACCGAUAUCCAUUUCUCAACUUCCAAACAAAAAUAAAAAUCCAUUUAAAAUGUCUUUUCAAAACCAAAAAAAAUUCAACAAAUUAUUAAAUGACAUAUUGAAAUAAUUGUGCGCAUUUAAUCCUUAGAAAUGUAGAAUUAAUUAAAUUGAUCAAGGUUCACGAGGGAUAUAUUAAUUUUUGGUUCAACUUCAAAUACAUAUUAAAAUUUAGUACUAACAAUAAGUUCUACGGCAAACACAAAAGAUAAAUCAUUACACGAAAAUUAAAGAUUGAAAUGUGAAAUCACGCAAACAUACAUACGAUAUUCAGCUAUACCUAUAUUUAUAUCGUAAUUAGUUGAACUAAAUUCAUAUUAAUCAUAAGCACACACACACACACACACACACUCAAUAUCAUACCACUCACUUUACUUUUGUCACUAGAAUUUUCAUCAAACUAGAUUAGAUCGAAAAGUUAAGCAAAGUUUUGAAAGACUUUUAAAUUCGAUCUAUACCCUUGCAGCUCCAAACUAAAUCGAAUCACUUGAAAGAACCAUCACCAAUAUUCCCCUCUUAUUUAGAUCAGAUCGUCACUCGACUUAUAUAGCUAACAAAAUUGUUCAGAUUUAUCUUUCUGUCCGUCUGUGUUAAAUAUUCAGUCAAGGGUUAGUUAUCAACAAUCAAUCAAAAGAAAAAAUCUCAAUUAGCAUCAGCUUCAUACACGAUUUAAGAUACUUACUACAUGCAUACAUACAACAACAACA
Molecule: messenger RNA, 2920 nt
Organism: Drosophila willistoni
Lineage: Eukaryota; Metazoa; Arthropoda; Insecta; Diptera; Drosophilidae
Gene: vex
Product: myb-like protein H
Exons: 6
Coding region: 254-1423 (389 amino acids)
Source: RefSeq, a predicted model, not a curated record